Molecule: messenger RNA, 675 nt
Organism: Helianthus annuus (common sunflower)
Lineage: Eukaryota; Viridiplantae; Streptophyta; Magnoliopsida; Asterales; Asteraceae
Exons: 4
Coding region: 127-597 (156 amino acids)
Source: RefSeq, a predicted model, not a curated record
GGGAGUUAGUGGGGUAGUGGACACUUAACUGCAUUUUUUGGUGCCUAUAUAAUACAAGUUCAGGUAGUGUAAUCUUCUGAAUUUUUUUCGCUCUUCCUGUAUUCAUACAGCAACACAUCUGCAGCAAUGGAUAUCUCGGAUGACUUCGUGGACAUUUAUGAAGACGAUCAGCCUGCAAAGAAAGUAAGUUGGAAUCUGGGUUUUGAUGCAAUGACACCGAAGAAGAAUCAAAUAUGCAGCCCAAUGAAAGAUUCUCCGAAGACGGACAGUGGAAGUGUAGAGAUCAUUUCAUAUGGACAGUAUUUUAGUCCAUUCAAAUCUGAAAUGCAUAGGGAGGUUAUUGAACAGUUUCAGAACAUAGAAAAACAAGCUAAAAGAAAGCAUGCGCUCCUAACUUGGAAAUGGGAUGAGGUCAUUGAUAUUACCCAAAGUGAAGAUUCGAAUGGUCAGAAAGAUGAUUCUAAGGCAAAACAACAAGAUGAUUUGGAGUCUGAGUUAAGUGAUACAGCAGACUCUUUGGAUAGUCCAUUGAAAAGAUCAAAGAUUCCACGUAUAUCUAAAAAUUGCAACGAUCAUGUUGGAUGGGUUGAAUUUUAAGUUUACUCAGUUUAAGUCCUGUUUGUCAUAGUCAUCUUUUAUGUUUUGCCUUUCAAGUCAGUGUUUGUUAAGGUUUGU